AUGGACUCCAAAUCUAGCCUACCAUCAAGCGAUGACAAUAACCACGAAGCAUUCACAAAGAUAUCAAUUCAUGAAGUUUCUCAGGAUCCAACAACGACGAUACCCUCCAGAACUUCUACCUAUGUCGACCGCUGGUGGCUGUGGGAGGUCUCGGCAUGGGUUGUCUCAUUUGCAGCACUUGCGUCCAUGAUCGGUAUACUCGGGGCUGUUAACAACAAACCCAUCCCGCAAUGGGGUAUCAGGAAAAACAUUCGAGGCGCCGAGUACAGUGUCUCCAUCUCCAUCAAUGCGCUACUGUCAAUCUUCGCAACUAUCAUGAAGACCGCCUUGAUUAUUCCCGUGGCUGCCAGCUUGAGUCAGCUUAAGUGGAAUUGGUUCUUGAGUGAGAAUCGGCUGUUAGAUUACCAGAAGUUUGAGGCUGCUAGUCGAGGGCCUCUCGGAUCUGUCAUUCUCAUAUGGACACUUCGUGGGAGGCGUCUUGCUUGUCUGGGAGCGUUUAUUAUUAUUGCUGCCCUAGCUCUCGAUUUCGGUUUCCAGCAAUUGGUUAGCUAUCCCGUACAACCAACUAAUACCUCACAAACUGCUCAGAUACCGAUCUCGACGUAUUACGAUAAAGCUUUGGUUCCAACAGUGAACGGGACCAUUGUCGCCAGCAGAGCAACAGGCCCGGAACAAUCGGUUCUUGGCGACAUAUAUACCGGGACUUUCAACUACAAUGGUACAUUCUUGUCGACUCCUACUUGCGAAACAGGAAACUGCACGUGGUCAGAGCUGUACAACUCUCUAGGCAUGUGUGGACAAUGUGCAGACGUCUCGACCAGCCUUCAAAAGACAUGUGGUAGCUACAUGGGCACCGUCGGCGUGAGCCAGAUGGACGACACGGCCGGCUUCCUAACUACCGUGCCGGCCAAUACCACACUUCCUUACUGUACCUAUUCGUUACCCAAUGGGCUAUCGAUCUCAUCACAGUCGAUGUCAUAUGAUUAUUAUGGCAGCUACACGUACCUGAAUGUGUCGAGUAGCAGCUUGAAUGUAUCCGCCUUUGGCAACAUUGGUAACACUGUAUCAGUCCUCAGCAUGCUGCGCCCCGAGUGGGUUCCAAAAUUUGUCAACGGCACAGAAAAUCCCAAGCUCUCAGUUUCUCAGGAUACGUACGGGUGGAUCAAAUCAGUGGAGGCUACCCAAUGUUCGAUGUAUUUCUGUGUCAAGGAAUUCAAUGGAACUGUCAGCCAGGGAAAGUUCACAGAAAUGGUCGUCGGUACAGUUCAGAAUGAUACGGCGUCCUCGAUUUACGCGAUCGACCAAAACAAUCUCUUCGACGUACCCUCCUUGAAUUUGACCAUCAAUGUCCAAAACCGAAGCCAAAGCUCAAAUUUCAAUAUCUCUGGUUAUGCCUAUCAGGGUAUGUCCAUUCCAUUCGAUACAUGGUGGGACGGGAACACUACUGGCAAUAUCAAUGCCAUGGUGGCCAAUAGCAACAUCAAGGAAUAUUCCUCGUACCUUAUACAGUUGCUUGACGGCCUGGACAGCAACAGCCUCAACAGAACGAUCGAAAACAUCGCAGUGUCCAUCACUAACAACAUUCGCACUGCAUCGAACGAGUUCGUGGCAGGCCAAACUGUUUUGUGGACUCCUGUUGUCGUGGUGGUCUGGCGUUGGCUGGCCCUGCCCGUGUCGCUCCUCGUCCUUGCCCUCGUGUUCCUUCUCUGUACGAUUGUCAUUUCCUCCAAAGAAGACGCCAAGUUGUGGAAAGGAAAUAGCCUCACGAGCUUCUACCACCCGCUAAGUAGCGAAGGCAGGCACCAGCUCGUCCCUGUUGAGAAUCCAAGGCAGAUGGAGGAAGUAGCCCAGAACCUUCGGGUACGCUGGAUGCAAACCGAGAAGGGUUGGAGGCUAGUGCCAGGGUCCCAACCGGAAAGAGUAGUGUAG
Exophiala bonariae is the source of this 1929-nucleotide messenger RNA. RefSeq lists its product as uncharacterized. The record is from RefSeq and is a predicted model, not a curated record. Lineage: Eukaryota; Fungi; Ascomycota; Eurotiomycetes; Chaetothyriales; Herpotrichiellaceae. Bases 1 to 1929 code for a protein of 642 amino acids. The transcript has a single exon.